This is a messenger RNA of Cynoglossus semilaevis (tongue sole), 2694 nucleotides long. RefSeq names its product F-box only protein 15-like. NCBI's taxonomy places the organism in Eukaryota, Metazoa, Chordata, Actinopteri, Pleuronectiformes, Cynoglossidae. Gene Ontology annotation, cellular component: SCF ubiquitin ligase complex. The record is from RefSeq and is a predicted model, not a curated record. Gene Ontology annotation, molecular function: protein binding. The transcript is spliced from 9 exons. The coding region runs from base 58 to 1626 and encodes 522 amino acids.
GCCAAUUAUGAGCUCGCCUUUCCCGAGUACCGCCAUCUAUCAGCGAUAAUAACGGUGAUGGCGGCGGGUCGAGGAGAAUUUUACAGCAGUUUUGUGGAGGGUUUACGGCGACACCAAACUCCUCAAACUCCAGGACGAGGUCGAGCAUCAGUUCACAGCCGCAGAAAAACAUCGGGAGUUGGCAGAGAAGCAGUCGGAGGGCAGGGACAGAGAGGAGGCCGUGCGGGAGCGAGAACAACACAUGACAAGAAGUUCAUCAACAGAUUACCAACAGAGAUCCUGAUGAAGAUUCUGUCAUACCUCGAUGCCCCAUCACUGUUCUGCAUUAGUCAUGUUAACAGACUCUUCCACCAACUUGCAAAUGAUGAGGUUUUGUGGAAGAAAGUUUACAUGUCAGAAUUUGGAAGCCAGAUGUGGAAUCAGACGACAGUGCAUGACGAUUCUACGCAGGAAGUGCAGGAUCAGUUAGAGAGCCAGUGGUUAACCCCUCCAGCAGAGAAUGAUGUCGACCAACUGGAGGAUCAGUCUUUGGAACAGUUGGCAGAACAGCCUGUGGACAAAUCUGUGGGUCACUGGAAAAGGUUGUACUUUAGGACUGUGGCUGGGCAGGAAAUUAAUAAGUGGAGAAAAGAAUUGAAAAACAUUAGUCCAUACACCGGUCUGCCCCGACAGACUGAGUUCGUCCUCAGAAACCUGAACAUCACUUGGGAAUUAACAGUGUUGGACCACUGGGGAUUUGAAACCCACCUGCAGGAGAGAAGAGUUUUCUUCUUUGAGUCGUCUGUGAUUGUCUACUGGAGCAAAUGCAAAGUACUCUGUUACAAAGACAUCAACAAGAUACAGCUGCAUGGUGUCAAAAGGGGGCCUAGCACCUCAAAACACAGGCCACAGUGGCAGUCCUUGAUUUUUGAGCUGGACACAAAGACUUGCGAUCCUCAAGUUAUUGGUAAAGACAAACUCAUGAAACUGUUACAUCUGUCACCAGGCGUCAUCAUCGGUAUUUGGAGGGGCCAGUGUUGCAUCUCCUUCAUCAUGAUCAGCCUUCACCUCCACAGGCUGGUGGAAAAGAGUCUGCUUGGGUCUCCUGCCUGUCCAUACUCUGAAGUCUUGAAACAACCAUGCUUCAGUUCAGAUCCUGAACUGGGUCUGCAUGGCUACACUCUGCACUUUGUCCUGCACAACACCAACACUGAGAUAAUGGCGGGGAGUUCUAGACAUCUCUUAUGUCGGACAGGUCAAAUCCAGAAAGGACUCCUGGAGUUAAUAGUGAUCGACGGGACAAACCUGUCACAACACAGGCCGCUGUCAGGCAGAUUUAGCUUUCCUUGGACAAGUAACCUGCUGGAGGGAUCAGUGGAGAACUGCUGCGUGAUGACAAUGACGCUGAUGGACGAGUUCCAGAAACCGUUCUGGUGUGUCAGCUCGCCCGUCUCUAUCAGGAUGGUAGAGGAGCAGCAGUCGUCGCACUACAGUGGUGAGCACUUCAUGAUGGACUACAGUGACAGUGACGGUAAGGUGAAGAUGGAGCUUGAGUGGCUGAAGGAGGAGAAGCAGUUUUUCCUCAUCGGCCUCACCAUCCACAUCUCUCUUUUGAAAAUUAAGCAACACUUUGGACGAAGCUACUAAUUUAUUUUUUUUUAGUUUGUGUUUGUGUUAAUUCUGAUUUAUGAUUGCACACAGGUACAUCGAUUUGAUUAAAACAAGCUUAUAUAAAAGAGAAUUAAGUGUUACAAUAACACAUCCAUAAGGUCUAGUGUGACUACGAAUUCGUUUAUUAACUGAUGUUUCAUUUUUAGUUGUCAAGUUAUUAAAAGACUGUUUAGUUUUGUAAAUUUUUAUCUUACAGUUUGCAGUCUCACCGUUAGAUGGCACAAUUUCACUUGAAUAAUCAUUUAGUCCAACUAUGAGAUCUGUGGAUAUAGAGGUUCUGUGGAUAUAGAAGUUCAAAUAUGUUUUCAACAUCUUCCUCCUUAAUCCAGAAGAAAUGUUUUUUACGACCGGUAGAGGGUGCUCUAGUUCCAUUAUUAACAUAGAAACGUUAAUGAAUCUUUUUACGUUGUAGCGGUAGAAAUCUUUAUCAACAAAGCACGUGGAAACUCACUGUUUUGUAUAUUUUUGUUCUUAAAUGUUUGAAUAUACCUGGGGAUUUUGUUUUAUAUAUUUUUCCUCCGGUGAAGGCUGUUUAACAACACAACAGUAGAAGGCUGAACACCGUUUACCUGGGGUUUGAACUAUUGUCCAAAGAUCUGUGGAGAGGUUCAUUUUGUUGUACAGAAAAUAUAAAUUUGCUUAAUAGAAUGUGAAGUAAAUGGUCAGCAAAUGUCACAGAUCUUUGUGAGUAAAAAAGUUAUUCAUUUUUGUAUAGGUCUAUGAUUAAAAAAAACAAACUAUACUGCUUCAGCUGAGUAGACAAUGCAUUUACUGUACUCAAUACAUGCUUUUAGUUCUCUCUAGUGGAGAAACGUAGUACUGUGCUGUGAAGGUGUAUCUGUUCUCACAGGUUUUCAGGUACAUUGCAAAACUGGUCCAUCUUAAGGGUAACGGAAUCAACUCAAGGGAAUCCUUCUAACUCCUCUCUCUCCAUACAGCGCCACUGUUUGUGUCAGUGAUCGUCAGUCUACAUAUACUUCACUUCAAAGAGCUCCAAAAACUAUAGAGGAAUUGUCAUAAUGCUAGUGUAUGUCCUGGGUGAAG